AUGGAAACAGUGUAUGAUCUGCGUGUGGACAAUGACACAAGUUACAAUGGGAUUCUCUGUGAGAUCACAGACAGUGGAGCUAUCAUCAGCUGCCUAGGGGACUACUCACACAAUGCAACUCUACCUGCCAAAGAUUUGCACACAGCUGUUCGGAUUUUCCUCUAUUCUCUGAUCUUUAUGCUGGGAGUCAUGGGGAACAGUCUGGUUAUCGUAGUACUCAUAAGGAAUAAGCGGAUGAGGACAGUGACUAAUAUAUUCUUACUCUCGCUGGCGGUCAGUGACCUCAUGCUUUGUCUUUUUUGCAUGCCUUUUACCCUAAUUCCUAACCUGCUGGAGGACUUUAUUUUUGGGAGCACUGUCUGCAGAGCUGCCUUCUAUUUCAUGGGCAUCUCGGUGAGCGUGUCAACGUUUAAUCUGGUUGCCAUCUCUUUAGAGAGGUACAGUGCAAUUUGCAAGCCAUUACAGUCACGAGUAUGGCAAACAAAGUCACAUGCCUUGAAAGUUAUUGCGGUUACCUGGUUCUUUUCCUUUACAAUCAUGUUACCAUACCCAAUUUACAGUACAUUGUUGCCAUUUCCAAAGCCUGAGAAUAUAACGGGCAACAUGUGUAGGCUGGAGUGGCCCAACGACCUCACGCAACAGUCAUGGUAUAUAUUCCUCUUGUUAAUUCUAUUCCUUCUUCCGGGGAUUGUAAUGACUAUCGCAUAUGCAUUUAUAUCUUUGGAGCUGUACAGAGGAAUUCAGUUUGAGGUGAAUCAAAAAAAAGAACGGACAAGCAGUAUAAGCAGUAACACGUUUGAGAAUGGAGAUGGUUGUUAUCUACAGAGGACAAAAAAGAGGAGAAAAGUUGAAAUGCGCAAGCUUUCUGUACCCAACAGCACCAAGAUUGAAAGAGUGAGGAGCAACAGUUCCGCUGCCAACCUAGUGGCCAAGAAGCGGGUGAUCCGGAUGUUGAUUGUGAUCGUAAUAUUGUUUUUUAUCUGCUGGACGCCAGUGUUCAGUGUCAAUGCCUGGAGAGCCUUCGACAGCAUCACUGCAGGCAUUCUCCUGUCUGGUGCACCAAUUUCAUUUAUUCACCUGCUCUCCUACACAUCUGCUUGCGUCAACCCCAUCAUCUACUGCUUUAUGAACAAGCGUUUUCGGCUGGGUUUUCUGGCUACUUUCACCUGUUGCUCAGGCAGGAAUGUACAAAGCAGAGGGAUGGUGCAGGGGGUCGGAGAAGAAGAUGGAAGGACCACAGGGGCUUCGCUGUCUAGGUACACCUACACCAACAUCAGCAUCUCUGCAACUGCAUCUGCUCCAACAUGA
Messenger RNA from Nanorana parkeri, 1308 nucleotides. It is a transcript of the gene CCKAR, whose product is annotated as cholecystokinin A receptor. Gene Ontology annotation, biological process: neuropeptide signaling pathway. Lineage: Eukaryota; Metazoa; Chordata; Amphibia; Anura; Dicroglossidae. Gene Ontology annotation, molecular function: neuropeptide receptor activity; gastrin receptor activity. Bases 1 to 1308 code for a protein of 435 amino acids. The record is from RefSeq and is a predicted model, not a curated record. Gene Ontology annotation, cellular component: membrane. The transcript has 5 exons.